ACAACGGACAAGGACGAAUAGUGUACGAGAUGGUGGCCAAUUACAAGUUAAGCGGAAACAGUGAUUUUGGUUUCGUCAGAAAUGAAGUGUUAACAAAGCAAGAUAUUCCAGUUAAAGUGCUUGAAGAAUGUAAACGUCGUUGUCAAGAGGAUCGUACAAAUAAUAUACGGCAGUGUUUAUCUUUCGACUUUAUGCCCGGUAGACGGCGCUCAGGAGUGUUUCUUGAAACUAAAAACACAGAAACUGCUAAUGUUGAUGACAGUAGUAGUAAUAAUAGAAGGGGUAGAAAGCUCUUAGCCAGCGACAGGUUCAGCGGAAGUUUACUGUCCAGUGAUCUACAAAACAAAUUGCCCCCUAAUGACAACAUAGCUGCAUUAUAUGGGGAUUCUACUUGUUAUUUGUAUUACGAUCGAGCGUCACCAGAAGGAAAUGAUAGAUUAGUCAAAGAAACUGAUUCCUGGCAUUUCAAUGAAAUAUGCCUUACUUCUUCAAAACCACUCCGGGAAUGCUCUAACAGGCUUUAUGUUUUUGAGAGAACGCCAGGAUAUCGUUUCAGUGGUGACGGAAAUGAAGUCUUUGCUGUCAAUCGAACUGAAUGUGAAGCGAAAUGUUUGAAUCAUAACAGCUUCACUUGUCGAUCCGCAACGUAUGACAGAGCAAAACAACUGUGUAAGCUAAGCAAACAGACGAAACAAAUGAAUCCUAGCAGGUAUGAAGAAGAUGUCAACAGCGACUACAUGGAGAACUUAUGCCUUCCAGACUCCCAGAUUUGCUCCGCUAAAGCUUUCAUCAUGGAGACUGGGAAGGAACUUGAUAGUGCUUAUGACCGGGAAUUCAUCACAGUUAGCGAUCGCAGCAAGUGUUCUGGGCUAUGCAACAACAGUCUAGAGGAAAGAGGCUUUUUCUGCAGGUCUUUCGUCUUUGACGAAAAGUCAAAAACUUGCCUACUGUAUGACGAAGACCCAGUAGGAUACAGGAUAGGUCCAGAAAUAAGUGAUCCUCUCCGAGGAAGUAGCGGAAACUACUUCAGAGUCCUCUGUGGGACACAUGAGCGAGAUGCUCUGUUCAAUAACGCUACUUUAGAAUGCUUCCGACGUAAGAAACUGGAUGGAUCCCACGAAAAUGAGAUCAAAUCCUAUUCGUUUCAGGAGUGUUUGGACGAGUGCAUGCGCCGUUACGGGCGUGCUUGUCGUUCUGUCGAAUACAGUUCGCUCUAUCUGUCGUGUAGAUUCAGUAGCUAUGAAGACGGUUGGGGAACUGGAAGACCAAACCUCAUAGACGACGACUAUUACGAUUACUAUGAACUUAGAUGGUAUCGAGGCGAUUGGAGCUCAAUAUAUGGUGGGGGAUAUACUCCAGAAAGAUCUGGUUAUGGAGACUAUGGUGGUAGGAAGUGGGGAGGAGGAUGGAGCGACAUUAGACCAGACAUAGGACGUUAUCCACAACCACCUCCUCCUCCACCACCUUUCGAGGACAGGUAUGGUGGAGGAUAUGGCGGGGAUUUCAGCGAGAACUAUGGUGGUCGUUAUGGUGGCGGAAGAUACCCUCCUGGACCUCCUCCUCCACCAUUACCACCAGGUCCGAACUCUAUUUAUCCUCCUAGGCUCCCUGGCCCACCCCUUCAACCAGGACCAGAAGGACUUGGUUACCCCACAUGCACCGAUCGUGGUAAUGGUGGCGUACCAGGAAGCGUACCAGGGGGCGCUGGAUUUCAGAGAGUUGGAUUUGGACAAAGGCUACGAAGCUUUUACGUUCGGCGGGUGGUGCGAGCUGACAGGGUAGAAGACUGUGAACAGGCGUGUAUUGAUGCACGUGAUUUUGAUUGUCGAUCUUUUAAUUUCAGACCCUUCUUUCCUGAAAAUUGCGAGCUAAGUGAUAUGGACACUACUCAGGUACAGCUGAGCAAUCCCAGUCAUUUUGACGACAACACACAAUUCGAUUUCUACGAACGAGAUAGUCCUGGAUCAAUACGUCAUUGCCUUGAUGUUAGCCAGUCUUGUUCUCCUGACGGUAUGGAGUUCUCUCUUCGAACACCAGAUGGCUUUUUUGGUCGUAUCUAUACGUACGGGUUCUAUGAUACAUGUUUCUAUGAUGGAAAUGGUGGUAACAUUAACGUCCUAAGAAUAAGUCGAGCAAAUGGUUUUCCACGAUGUGGAACACAGCAAUACGGAGACGUUAUGACCAAUAUAGUAGUAGUGCAGUUCAACGACUACGUGCAGACGUCACGUGACAAAGUUUAUAACCUUACUUGCUACCUUUCUGGAGUUGGAGAAACGGUGGUGACGUCAAACUACCUGGAUACUCGAACCGAUGGACGCUAUCCAACGCAGAUUGAGCACCUGCCAGCUCAGAAUAUCCUGACCUCUAGUGUUGUCUUGCGAAUACUGUAUCGUGGCACUCCAACAAACACCAUCGCAGUGGGAGAUUUGCUUACUUUUAGGCUCGAAGCUCGAGGACAGUACAGGUACGAUUUCUUUACUGGUGACAUCUUCGCAACCAAUGUCAUCGCCAAAGAUCCCUAUUCCGGAAGAGAAGUGCAAUUGAUCGAUUCAAGGGGCUGCCCUAUUGACCUUUACGUAUUUCCCGAGUUACAUCGAACACCAGAGGGCGCUCUAGAAGCUGAAUUUUACGCAUUCAAGAUUCCUGAUUCCAAUUUGCUGGUGUUCCAGGCAACAGUUCGUACAUGUCGUGGACCCUGUGAACCGACCAUAUGCAGUGACCUAAGCAGACCCGGCACUUUUCCGUCAUGGGGACGCCGAAAGAGGGCAGCUUCGAAUGAAACAACAUCUGCUGGCUCAGCCUUACCUAUCCGUGUAGCCCAGUCUAGUACAAUAGCAACGCCGUCUAACGGUACUGAUGAGGAAACAAAAGAAGAGGUACAUGAACUUCUAAAAGUGUAUUUGUCACGAUCUGACAUACCUUCUGAAGGUCCCUUUGCAGUAUAUGAAACUCCUACAGUAUGUGUAGCACAAGCAGGUUACUACACUCUGAUAGCUGUAGUAACGUUACUUAUUUGCCUUGUGAUAGGAGUAGCAGUAGCCGCUACCUAUUACGUCCGAAAAGCUAGACUUGUGCUGAAACAAUCAGAUGCUGACAGCAUGUCACCUAGUACUGCUAAUCUGUAUGUGUCUCAGUUCCAAGCACCUAGAUUUGAAGACCCCAGUGAACCCAUCUAUACAGAUCCCUCGCUGUUCGAGAGAUCACGCAGCAUGAAAAUAUCAAACUUGGGCAACAUGAAACCCGAGAAAGACGUUAAUUCUUGAGUAUCUGCACGAUUGUUAUCAAUAAUACAAUGUUACUUACAAUUUGGCUAGAAUUACCUUGACUUUAUAAAUAAAUACUUCUAGAGACUGUGGUAUGUUGUAGUCGUGUAAUUGUUAGUCUUAAACUAUAACGGUCAACAUUUUCCACUUUUAAAUUAGGAAAAUAUAGAUACUUCGUUAUUAAUUGUUUUUUUUAAAUCCAAAAUGUUAUUUCUGCUUCAUUUAAUUAUUGCUUACAAAAUUCUAACAACCUUGGUAGUUUGGUUUUUAAUUAAAGUAUCUAUUAGAGCUACUCUUACUAAGUUAUCUUCAUCAGUGAUCGGCUGGAGUAAAAUAAAUUUAAUUAUCGAAAUUAACAGAAUAUGGAAUACGUUAAAAAUUAGACUGUUUAAUAUUCUUUACUACCUUUAAGAUGUAAGUGAAUAUCACACAAGGAGAUUUAUCACGUUUAUUUAUAAUAGUGUCUAUCCUAAUGGAGUUUUAGUUGUAAUACAUCAUAAAGUUGGGAAGGUGUAUGAAAACUCAAUAAAAUAGGCAUGAUUUUAAAAGUUUCGAUGGUUUAUAUUGUCUUCCAGAAUUAUAACAUAUUUUCACCACAAUGAAAUAGACCAAUAAAAGUUGUACAAUACAAAGUGAAAGUUUUGUAUUGUAGGGAAAAUCAUAAAUGAUGCAAAAUAUGUUAUGUCUAAUAUUCGAACUAACCUGGAAAAUCUCCCUUUGUUUAAUCUAUGUGUUAAUUGAAGAAAUAAGUCGUUAGUCGGUUGUAAGUCUAGAUGGAAAGGUUCUGGGGCAUUUCUAUGUAUUCAAAGAGAUAAACGUUGGGUUGUUUAGAUAUAACAGUAUAAAAGGCGUGAUGCAAUUAUUAUUUUAUUAAUUGAAAACUUGCGAUUAAUAAACCUCUGUAAAUUUAUCCUAUCCAGCAUCUUCGUAUGGCAUCGUAAAAAUAAAACCUUCAAACUCGGAUUCAAUGACUCUUAAAAUGUGAAUGUUCAUAUAUCGACAAUCAAGAGAUGUAGUAUGGUUUACAAUAAAAUACUAAGCCUAACCUUUCUAUUUACAACUGAUGUGAAAAUGUUUUGAUUUGAAGUCGACAACUUAAAGACCAUUUCUAGUUUGAGUUCAUGAUUUUGACUAAAUUUUACAAUAUAAUAUUUAUUUGAUUUUUCAAACUUGGUUUCGAAAUAGCACUCACGAAAGCUGGAUAGGACUAAACAUAGUAAUUGUUAGGUAUAUAGUGACCCCAGUGACUCAGUAGUAAGACUAAGGCGAAACGUUGUUUUUAAAUUAUAUAUUUUUUUCUAGCUCAUUUUAGAUGUUUUUGAAUUUAAAAAAAAAAAGUAAGACUAAGGGCUUAUAACUCUAAAACUCGGAUUUCAAAACCCGCGGUGGGAAAAACGCAGACAGCUCAUUGCGUGGUUUUGUGCUUACAAACAUACAAACAAGCUAAAUAGUUUCUAUAAGUCAAGUUUUGUUCCUUAUCUCUUAAUAUAAAUGUAAAGGUCCAAUUCUCAACCACUGGCGAAUUGUAACAAAUUUUAAAAAAAGUUUGUUAAUUCUACAUACGAUACAUUCUUUGUCUAUUUUAAAAUAAGACAUUAGAUAUUGAAAUAUAUUAUAUAAACAUUUAUAUGUUGCAAGAAGAGUUAGAAUAGAUAUAAGGUAUUUUCAUCUUUGAUUCUCCGCAAAGCACAUUGUACAAGAGUAAUUUUGCCAACUGCUACAGCGUUGGACUGUGUUCAAAAUUUGCCCUUUUUUUUUACUUUAACGUGUUAAUGCUUUAUCUGGUCUCAUUAUGAGCAAAUUAUUCAAGACUUAAAAAUAUAUAAUGCUCUACUAAAUUAGGUUGUAUAAGUCAUUUUUUGAAGUUUAAUUAGAUCUAAGAAGAGAAAAUUAUGUACAUUAUUUGUCUACAUGAUUUUUGACAGGUACAGAUAGGCAGCGUGUGCUAAUAAAGUAUCUUAAAAUUAGAUUAAGACUUGCUUGCAAUAAUGUAAGUAAUACACCAGUAUCAAUCAAUUUGUGUUUCUGUAUGUAACGAGAUAGUCUAAAUACGUUCAGUUUAAAUUCUUGAUUUUAAAACUUUGAUUACUUAAUUUCACUAUACCGAAAUAAUAGAUUGCAGGCUUAAGUUCAUAAAGGCUACAGAAAAUUUUAAUUUGUUUCCUUUUAAAAAUAAAUAUCAACAAAAUUGUAAAAAUAUUCGACGAUGAUUGCAUAGUGCACAAAAAAAUAUUUGGUAAAAUAGAUAAUAAAACUUUACGUGUUUAUUUGCUACACAAUAAGAAUAUAGCUAACUUAACACCAGGGGACAGAACUGUAAGAUUAUAUUAUCAAAAAUUAUGUAACGAUAAUAUAAAAACAUGGGGUAAAGAGGCAGCAACGUGUUUGAUUUAAGUAAGGUUAUAUUUCUUCUCCAUCGCAUGUUUUAGCAGUAAAUACUACAUUUUUUAUAACUUUGACACUGAGUGAAAUAUAAAUUAAAACAAUAAAAUACCUGUGGAUUUUGUUACGUUGCCCUGCAUGUUUUUUCGUUAUACAUUUAUCAUGUCUGUAAGAAACUUAGUCUAUUAGAAACUAAGAAAUUCUUAGUUCUUAAUCUAUGUAGAUGAUAGAAAAAAAACUGGCACCUGUGUUUUCCAGAUAAAUAAAAUUAGAUAUUUUAAAA
Molecule: messenger RNA, 5928 nt
Organism: Limulus polyphemus (Atlantic horseshoe crab)
Lineage: Eukaryota; Metazoa; Arthropoda; Merostomata; Xiphosura; Limulidae
Exons: 15
Coding region: 30-3263 (1077 amino acids)
Source: RefSeq, a predicted model, not a curated record